AUCGAUGGCACCCUCAUGUACCCCUCAGGCACCUACAGCUGCAAUACAGCUACCGUACAGCUACCGCCGGGCGAAAUAUGUCACAUCAGACCAAUGUAGCUUGUCGCAGGGCAGGGUUGUAUGGCGCUCUGUGAUUGAAGCACCGCAUGUCCUCACUCCUCCACCGAGACACCAAGCUGGGCCAAGUAGUAGUAGCAGCAGUGGUAUGUAGUGGUAGCUACAGUCGCACCUGUGACCUGCAUAGGAAAAGGAAAGGCGGAGAAGCCAAACGAUCCAAUGUCCACCUAUCUGACCUCUCACACCAUAUUUUCUUUUUUCAGCUGCUCUGUGUUCUCUCCAUUCCUCCAUUCUGUCUUGUUCAUCCCAAAUCCAUCGAUUAUUCUACGGAUCGGACGUUCGGCCUUCACGGAUUGAUUUCUCCGAUUUUUCAAUUAAACUUAACCACAAGACAAGCACGCAUUCAAGUGGGUGGGGUGGGUCAGAGCGCGUCCCCCGUACGCGCCAAAGUUACUGCACCAAAAUGUUUCAGAGAAACGAUAGCUGGUAGAAACCUUCAUCAAAUCCCCUCUUCUUCACCCACCACGUAUAUGAAUCCCACGCCGGCAAUUAUGGCUGCAGCAAAUGGGAUGCCACCCAUGGCCAUCAUGGAUUUUGUGCAGAGAUUUCAGGCGUUGCAGAUGCAGCGGGAUAGCAGCGAUGAACUUAUUAAGGUAGCGACUCACUUCUGUGCGGCAACCAUUGAGGGGCGUUCCUGACUUUUGGGCAUUAGGAUUUGUUGAUAUAUUGUGAGGGCGUGGAACGACGAUUGGGAAGUGAGAAUGCCCUGUUGAGAAAGGAAUUGGAGGAUGCGCAGUUGGAUUUGGAUGAUGCCAGGAAAUCUAGAAGGGAUUUGCAGUUGCAGUUGAAUGUUGCCAAUACACGGAUGGGACAGAUCAAUGGUGAUUGCGAUUCUUUACGGGUAGGACCACUGGCAGAUUCAUUGGGGAAUCUCUCACUGAAGUCUGGCAGAAUCGAAAUCCUUACAUUACGGUAUUAAUUGAUGGAGAUGGGAUGAUUGUAAGUCCGAGCAGAUCCCAUACCAGUUCACCACUAAUUUUAGAACAGUUCAACGACGAAUUAGUAGCCCUAGGCCUCGAAGGCGGAAAACAAGCUGCCAAUCUCCUUCGCAAUACGGUCCUGCAACAUUGCAGCGAACUCACAAAUGAAAUCGAGAUUAUGGCAAAGGUGUGUGCCAAUGUUAGCGGUUUAACGAAUGCCAUGCGACGAAAUGGCUCCCUUGCCAAUUCGGACGAUUUAAGAGAAUUUACGUUGGGUUUUACACAAGGAAAAGCUUCAUUUGAUUUUAUUGACGUGGGCCAUGGAAAGGAACGCGCAGAUUCAAAAGUAAAAGGUACAUCGUUUCCCCUUGGCAAACGAAUUGCUGUCUAACAACUGGAUGUUGUAGAAAAUAUGCGCUGGCAUCUCCGAAACCAUAACUGCAAACAAAUUCUGCUCGGAAUCUCCCAUGACGCAGGCUACGCCCCCUUCCUGGACGAAGUAAUUACCCCCGAAGACCGCUAUCGAAUAACCAUUAUCGAAGGUCCCCCCGUCGUCCGCGAGCUCACGGCAACCGGUCUUCAAGUCCUGAAUUUCAACAACAUAUUCCGCGCCGAGAAACUGAUAUCUCGUCUUCCAACACCACCAACGACAACAACCUGGGCAGGAGCCGUAGCUGCCCCUCCCUCACCUGUUAUAUCAAAUACAAACUUCUCCAAAAGCGCUACUACUGCCGCCGUCCCCGCCGUUACAACCAAAAAAACCCCCAAGCCAACACCGACCUGGACGCCUGGCCCACGUGGUCUCGAUCCCCCUAUUAUAGUAAACGCCACCGUCCUAGACAAGAUAAAACGGCGCACCACAAACAACAAAUUAUGUAACAACCAUUACCUGCGCGGACCCUGCGCGAAGGGCUCCGAAUGCCAUUUCGAACACGAGUAUAAAGCCACGGAAGAAGAUUUGAAGGCGAUUGCCUAUUUAACGAGAUUGAAUCCCUGCUUGAAUGGCCAGGAUUGCGAGUUGGAGUAUUGUAUUUAUGGACAUCAUUGUCCGAGUGUUACGCUGGUUGCCAGGGAGGGGGUGGGCAAGGAGCCGGUUUGUUUGGCGUUUGGUUGUCGGUUUGCGAAGGAGGAUCAUCCGGCGGGGACGACUAUUAAGCAUCCGAGGAAGGAGAGGUGGGAAGGGGGGUAUGAUAAGUAUUAG
Messenger RNA from Hymenoscyphus albidus, 2238 nucleotides. The record is from the annotation of a GenBank genome assembly. Lineage: Eukaryota; Fungi; Ascomycota; Leotiomycetes; Helotiales; Helotiaceae.